Messenger RNA from Rhea pennata, 2016 nucleotides. RefSeq names its product coiled-coil domain containing 15 (gene CCDC15). NCBI's taxonomy places the organism in Eukaryota, Metazoa, Chordata, Aves, Rheiformes, Rheidae. Bases 66 to 1538 code for a protein of 490 amino acids. The record is from RefSeq and is a predicted model, not a curated record. Gene Ontology annotation, cellular component: centrosome. The transcript is spliced from 11 exons.
GCCGCGAUUCAAAGCGGCCGUUGAGGCGGAAGCGGCCGUUGCUGGGGCUGAGGGCUGAGGAGACGAUGCCGCCUCCGGUGAAGGAGCGGCGGCCGCUGCCCGGAAAGAUGCCGCCCGGCGCCGGACCCGUGCGGCUGAGCUGGCGGGCGCUGGCCGAGAGGAACCAGAGCGUGGCCCCCGUGGGUGUCUGGGUGGAGAGCGCCCCGGACGAGCCCGAGCGCAGCCUUGCCUUCGCUUCAGCGUUUCAGGUUGAAGAGGAACUAAAGGAGCAGGAAAGGGAGAAAGCAGCGAGUCUGAAACGAUUCCAGGGAGAGGUAAAGCAGAGGGUAAAUCUGCAAGUCAGGAUGAGAAGAAAGCAGCAGCUGCAGAGAUCCUAUGAAGCGGCGGAGAAGGAAAGCUGUGUUGCCCUGCAAUAUUCGGACUCGGCGCUGCACUUGACCCCCAGGAAGAACACGUGUGUGUUUCAAAGCAACCCCACCUCGGCCAUCUGCAGUCCCCGUGCUCGCUUGGCCCCUGCGCAGCGGCUUGGGGAGCCGGAGCGAGGGCAGCAAAGCCAAUCGUUCCGGCAGCAAGCCGCCCAGCUUAGCAAAACCAUGAAACAAGUUCGGCGCAGGCUGGCGUCCUGCAAAACGGUGCCUGAAGGAGCCGGACCACCUGAACUCCCUGGCGGCAUCUGGAGAGUUGGCCCGCGGCAAGAUAAACCAGCGUCAUACAGGAUGGCCCCAGGAUCCAGAGAAGAUGAGGAUGAGGAAUUUCUUCUAGCUGGACAUCACGAUCUUCCAGCUGAACUGCAAGACCAGGCGACCGUCCCACAUCAGGCUGAGCCAGAAGAUGGCUUCUACUUCGAAACUGAAUUUGAAAAACUUUGUGGUGGAUCACCGAAGGAAUCAAGCUUGCCCACCUCUCCCCAGAGACCAAACGCUGGUUACCGGGUUCCCCUUGAACUCUGGGCUGGUGUAGACAAAGAGGAAACAAAGAAGCAGCGUCAAAAUGAGUUCCUGAGAUACAGGCGCCUCUUUAUGGAUAUCGAGCGGGAACAAGUGAAGGAACAGCAGAGGCAGAAAGAGCGGCAGAAGAGAAUUGCCAAGAUUAAGAGCAAGAAGGAGAACCAGCGUCGCCUGGAAGAGCAGAGGAUGCAGGAGAUGGCCCAGCAGCAGGAACGCUGCUCGGGGGAGAGGGCCUGCGAAAUCCUGGCCCAGCUCAAACUAGAGGAGAGGAAACUGAAGAAGAUCAAGGAAAAACAACAGCGAAAUAAGGAAUAUAUGAGGUACGUGGAAGCUCUGAGAGCCCAGACGAGGGAGAAGAUAAAGCUGUGUAACAUCGACUUGCCUCCGCUGUGCUCCUGCGGGUCUGAUUUCUGGGACUCCCAUCCAGAUACUUGUGCCAACAACUGUGUCUUCUACAAAAACCACAAAGCGUACAGCCGCGCUCUGCGCUCCGUCGCCUCGUCCUGCGACCUCGCGGACAGGAACUCGACAGCCAGGCUGCCCAUCCGCAGCUUGGCCGCUCUCUGGGCUCCCGCCGCAAAGCACCUGUGAAAAGAGCCGCCGAAUCGAGCCGCCGAAUCGCCCCGCGCUUUGCUGGCCGCCCGUGGCGCGUCGUAAGUAGACGUGGCGUGCGCGCCCCGGCGUGAGCGUACGAGCAGGGCUGCGUUGCCACCUGCUUGUCACUGGUUGGGGUCACCUAAGCGCUGGGGCACCUCCGCGCUGCUGCCGUUUGCGCUCAGGUUUAAGCUGUCCCCCAGCUUUGAUAUUUGUGUUGGGUGUUUUUUGUUUGUUUUUUUUUUAUUAUUAAUAUUAUUUUUUGCUCGUGGGCAGUCCUGGCGCUGACCGGAAGCGCGGGGCGAUGGUAGGCGUGAAGGAGCCAACCGCUGGUGCAGGCCUGUUUGUAAGCAGACGCGUGAAUUUUUUGGAGGGGGGGGGCUUCGGCUGUGGAAUGGACCGUUUGCAACGUGUGCGUGUGUAAUUCUCUUGUCUCCUUGGAGUGAGAAAUAAAGUGAAAUAAGGAGAAAUGAGA